Emericellopsis cladophorae is the source of this 1881-nucleotide messenger RNA. RefSeq lists its product as uncharacterized. The transcript has a single exon. Bases 1 to 1881 code for a protein of 626 amino acids. The record is from RefSeq and is a predicted model, not a curated record. NCBI's taxonomy places the organism in Eukaryota, Fungi, Ascomycota, Sordariomycetes, Hypocreales, Bionectriaceae.
AUGUCGGCGAAACGACAGCUCCUGUCGCAGGCCAAGCAGUGGCGCCGGGCAGCCAGCAAAGGUCGAACUGUCAACCCUUCGUCCUGCCUGCGAUGCUCCUUCGCGACAGCCCAUCCACCGAACGCUCCCCGACAAGUGCCAUUUGCUUCGCGACGGCUGUAUACGACGUCUGCUGCAUCGCAUGAUCCGCGCGCCGAGCUCCUUGAACUUCUACCCCAGCUCAAUGCUCAUCUCUUCGAAACGAUUGACAACCCACGCCUAGCCCUCGUGCUACAGAACCUGCGCCAACAAGCAGGCCAGGAAGCUGUCCGCGUCGCCAUACUAGGACUGGAGAGUGGCCGGGGCGGCAGUGCCGGUUCCGUCGCAAAGAAGCUUUUGCGCGUUCUUAUAGUCGAUCCUCUGGUCGAUGAGCAGGAAUGGGAGAGGCAGCUCGACAGCCAUGACCCGAUUGCGCCGCUCAUUGUCCGCAUUCAACCACAUCACGCGGGCGAGACGCAAGUCGCAUUCUCGCAAGGCACCCAGACAUCUGAACUGAUGAUCUCCUCGCCUGCAUUCAACGGACUCAACCUCGAGCUGCUCCUAGCCAGCAGCACCGCGGCGGACCUGUUCCAGCACGACAAACCAGCCACAGCAGAGGCCAUUCUAAGCCCGCAACUGGCAGUGUCUGUCGAACAUCAUGUCGCCCCCAUAAGCGCGCCUGUUCACAAGGCCCUACUUGUUGGCAGUGGGCUCCCGGGCGCCGUCAGCUUGUCAUCGAUUCCGCGCGAGGAUCAGGGCUUUGUUCAUAAAGCUACAGACUUCGAGGGGCUUUCCGACAAGAUCAAGGGCGAUGGCUACCAAGUGAUAGAUGUAGCCAGGGCGGAGAAGGCUGUGUCUCUCUUCCGGCGUGGUCCGCAACACGGAAUCGAGUACGAGAGGCAAUGGUACGCCAGUGGAAUGCCCACUCUCGUCGAGUGGCUGAAGGAGGGUCUGGCCACCACAGAAGAGGCUACCAAACCCAUCGUCCGCCAGUCCAUCGCAUCGCAUCUUCAGUACACCAAGGCAGAGAUUGAGGGACAGGAGCUACUGAUCUUCCUGGGGGCCAAGUCUGGUGGCAUUGUGUCGCCAGAAACGGCCGAGAUGAAGGGGGCCGUGGCACAGUGGGCACAGAGCGCGCACACAGAGCUGCAGGAGGAGCUCGACCGCGCAUUCACGGGGAAGCGAUGGCGCAAGCUCGGUUGGUGGAAACUCUUCUGGAGGGUGGACGACGUGGCCAUGCUCACGAAUGAGAUGUUGAGCUCCAGAUUUCUCCCCACCGCCGAGCAGGAUCUUGUCUACCUGACCGGCCGUAUCGCCGGCGCCCACAGCAGCCAGCCCUCCUACACGCAGCCGGCAAGCUCCAAGGACGCGGACAAGAAACUGGUCACCACCAAGCUCGGGUCCGGUGAGGUGGCUGAGAUUACACCAGUCUUGCCAAAGUGGCCGGGUCACAUUGCCUUCACCAGGAGGUACCUCCAGAACGAGACCAUCCCGGCUCUGCAGGCCUUGGCACAGAGGCUCGUCAUGCAAUCACUGGGGACAUCGUCUAUCGCCACAUCACUCGCCGCGCUGCUCUACGUGUCAAGCUUUGCUUCCUCACUCUACGAGGCCGGGGCGGUGGCCGCGCUAGGCAUUGUGUACGGCCUUGGGCGCAUGCAGAAAAAGUGGGAGACCGCGCGCGGCUUUUGGGAAGGCGAGGUCCGGGAAGAAGGCCGCAAGGCUGUCCGAGGCGCAGAGGAGAGCGUUGGCGAGGUGCUCGACGGGACCAAGUCAAGUGCCGAUGAUGCCCGCCAGGCGGCGACGCUGGAGAAGGCCAGGAAAUUGGUCGAGCAAGCCGAGGACGCGCUGGGGCGCCUGAAGUAA